Messenger RNA from Haliotis rubra (blacklip abalone), 922 nucleotides. Its product is annotated as DNA ligase 1-like. NCBI's taxonomy places the organism in Eukaryota, Metazoa, Mollusca, Gastropoda, Lepetellida, Haliotidae. The transcript has 3 exons. The coding region runs from base 176 to 889 and encodes 237 amino acids. The record is from RefSeq and is a predicted model, not a curated record.
AUACCAUUGACCGUUUGUAUGUUGAAGCGUGGAGGUGGAGCGGACGUGUCGCACGGAGCAGGAACAAGUGGCCCAGGCUCAGAAAGAACUGGAGAAGCUGACGACAGCACUUGAGAGACAGAAGGCAGCCAAUGAGGAGUCUGAGGAACAGUUUCUGACAGCCCGUUAUGAGAAAAUGGCAGAGAUGAAGCGGGAGAAGGAGGAGCUAGAGGAACAGAUGAGGCAGAAGCAGAAGGACUGGGACCAGGAGAAGGCCAGAGUCCAGGAAGAACUGGGCCACAUACGUCAUCAGAAGAAAGAUCUUGAGGAAAAGCUCCAGGAUGAACUGAAGAGUGUUUUGGAAGGUACAGACAAACAUGCUACUGACUCAGCUGCAUCAGACAGCAGUGAAGACUUGCCAGUUAAAGGAGAAGAUGGUAAAGAGAUCAAACACCACCGGAAGUCAGUAGAAGGGCAAGUAAAAUUUUUGGUUGAAAAAGAGCUCUUGACAGAAAUAGAUCAACGCCAAAAGAUGAAAGAGCUUGAGGCCCAAACAAAGGAGUUGAAGGACAGGCAUGACAAGUUAUUGUCUGAGCUUAAUCAUAAGCAGCAGGAAGUUGAACAGCAAGAAGAACACAUUAUUAAAGAUGUUGAUCAUUACAAAGACAUUGUCAACAAGGACAUGGAGGUCAAGAAACUUGAGACUGAGAAAGAGCAGUUGCAAUUUUUCAUUCAGGAAAAGAAGGACCUUAUGCAUGUCAAGUCAGCUACUCCAAAACUCUCAAGGUUGGAAUUAGUCUUGAGAAAUUACCCAUCUCUCAUCAGUCAGCCUCUGCCAAGCCAUCUCCGAGAAGCACAAGUCUGCUGUCAUUGUCAGAGAAGCCCCAAACUAUGGCACAGCACUUAUUGAUGAAGGCAUCUGAUUCAAACAGUGCAACACCAA